Oncorhynchus nerka (sockeye salmon) is the source of this 5739-nucleotide messenger RNA. Its product is annotated as DNA-binding death effector domain-containing protein 2-like. NCBI's taxonomy places the organism in Eukaryota, Metazoa, Chordata, Actinopteri, Salmoniformes, Salmonidae. Gene Ontology annotation, cellular component: nucleolus. Gene Ontology annotation, biological process: extrinsic apoptotic signaling pathway via death domain receptors; apoptotic process; regulation of apoptotic process. Bases 2492 to 3682 code for a protein of 396 amino acids. The record is from RefSeq and is a predicted model, not a curated record. Gene Ontology annotation, molecular function: DNA binding; protein binding. The transcript is spliced from 9 exons.
UCAGGGAAAAAUAAUGCCAAAACUCGCAAUCGAAAAGACUGGCAGUGAAAGCAAAGAAACAGACAUCGAAAGCAAAUAUACAGGUAGCGUAACCAAAAGAUUACACAGCUUCUAUCAGUUGCACCUUACUGGCGGCAUAAUUUCAGUUUCUGAGGGACAACUACGACACCGUCCUCACAGCCUAGAACCAGAUCUGGAUCCAAAAUUAUGCUUUCACUUCAACUCAAGCUGAGCUACAGAAAAUGAACAGCUAUGAAGGCUGUGGUUAAGGACCAACUGGAGAGAGACUACAUGAAACUUGUCGCGUCCAAGUACCAGUCAGAGAGGCAACACAGAGACCUUGCUGCUUCUCAUAACCAAUUAGAGAGUAUGAAGGCCUACUGACAUCCAACAACAAAUUGCAAAAAAACUAUAGACCUGACAGCAUCUAAAAACAACUACAGAGAGAGAUAAAAGAUCUCACAUGAACCAGGGAACGUCACAGUGACAACCCCUGAACAUCAGUGCAGCUUAACGCCUCGAUCACACCAACGCGUCAUUGCAUUUUGGUACACCAGAAGUACAUUCAUUUCCAAUGGAAUGCUGCGUUUGCCUUCCAGCAUUGUAGAGGCAGUUGUAGUGCGUUUUGUGUGGUGCAUACGGUGGAUUUAUCCAAUACAUGCAUCAAACUGUAUGCCUAGACGGCUUGACAGAAAUGGUAGCAGAAGGUAAAUGUUGAACUUUUGUUGCAAACAUAUCCAGAUGAUGCUGAAUGAAUGUGUUCUCAUGUGUGUGUGUCUGUGCGCGUGUGUAAGUGUUUGUGUACAUCAUCGCCUCACACACCUUGUCUUAAGGGCUGGAAGAUUCUCUCCUCCAGGUGUUACUUCUUCUCCACUGAGAGGAGGAGCUGAAGCAGCGGUCGGGUCGACUGUGUUCAACAGGGCGGAGACCUGGUGGUCAUUAGUCCAGAGGAACAGGUAGAAAGAGUGCUGUGAGUGUGAGGGGAGAGAGUGUGUGCCUCCACCCUUCUCGGAGCUGGAGAGAAGAGACCUGCAGCAUCAUGUCUGGAUGGAUCUGUGAGAGCCCAGUGCUCAUACGGUCAUAAUUUGUAUUUUACCUUUAUUUAACCAGGUAGGCCAGUUGAGAACAAGUUGUCAUUUACAACAGCGACCUGGCCAAGAUAAAGCAAAGCAGUGCGACACAAACAACACAGAGUUACACAUAAACAAACGUACAGUCAAUGACACAAUAGAAAAAAAUCUAUAUACAGUGUGCAAAUUAGGUCAAAUUAGGGAGGUAAGGCAAUAAAUAGUCUGUUGUGGCAAAGUAAUUACAAUUAAUUAAUGUGAGUCUGGAAGGAGUGUUUAUAGUCUAACCAGACACCUAGGUAUUUGUAGUUGUCAGAACCGUCCAGAGUAGUGAUGCUGGAUGGGCGGGCAGGUGCAGGCAGCGGUUGAAGAGCAUGCAUUUAGUUUUACUUGCAUUUAAGAGCAGUUGGAGGCCACAGAAGGAGAGUUGUAUGGCAGGUUAGUUAGUUAGGAGGUUAGUUAACACAGUGUCCAAAGAAGGGCCAGAAGUAUACAGCAUGGUGUCGUCUGGGUAGAGGUGGAGCAGAGAAUCACCAGCAGCAAGAGCGACAUCAUUGAUGUAUACAGAGAAAAGAGUCACCCCGAGAAUUGAACCCUGUGGCACCCCCAUAGAGACUAUCAGAGGUCCGGACAACAGGCCCUCCGAUUUGAUACACUGAACUCUAUCUGAGAAGUAGUUGGUGAACCAGGCGAGGCAGUCAUUUGAGAAACCAAGGCUGUUGAGUCUGCCGAUAAGAAUGUGGUGAUUGACCGAGUCGAAAGCCUUGGCCAGGUCGAUGAAUACGGCUGCACAGUAUUGUCUCUUAUCGAUGCCAGUUAUGAUAUCUUUUAGGACCUUGAGCGUGGCUGAGGUGCACCCAUGACCAGCUCGGAAACCAGAUGGCAUAGCUGAGAAGGUACGGUGGUAUUUUAAAUGGUUGGUGAUCUGUUUGUUAAGUUGGCUUUCGAAGACCUUAGAAAGGCAGGGCAGGAUGGGUAUAGGUCUGUAACAGUUUGGGUCUAGAGCAUCUCCCCUUUGAAGAGGGGGAUGACCGCUGCAGCUUUUGCCAUAUAGACACACAGAACACAUUUAUAUGUAGCCUUAAAAUCCUCCAAUAAAAUAAAACAUUAAUUCUCGAUGGGACGUGAUUUCUUGUGGUAAUAGCAUAGCGGUGCUGGUCAUAGUACAAAGUGAAAACAACAGGAUAUUUAUUAGAUAUUCCGGGAAAAUAAUCUGAUAGGUCACUAUACUGUCAUCAGCAAUACUGCCUCAUUCACAUUCUUCAUGUAUACAAUUAGUAGGUCUGACAACAGCAUCUUCGUCUCUUCGCUACCUACCCACUGUUGUCCUCCUCAUCAUGGCGGUAGAUCACUGCCAACAUGUCUUAAAAAAAAACGUCUGGCCAAUGUGCAUUGGGAAAGGAUAGCCAGCUAGCUUGUUAACAAUGGCAACCAUGCGUCGUCCAAGGUACUCUCUCCGAGACUCUCUGUAUUGGGAUGAGACUGAGUGCCUGACGUACUAUGGGAUGCUCUCUCUACACGAGAUGUUUGAAGUUGUCGGUUCUCAACUGACAGAGACAGACGUUGAGGUGCUGUCGUUCCUCUUGGAUGAGACCUAUCCGGCUGGAGGGCACCCCUUGGACCCAGCUGGCUGGACCAGCGAGCCCUGUGAGGAAGACCCUGAGGCCAGUAAAGGAGUCUCCCCCAGCCCAGUGCUCCUGGAGGCCUGGCGGCGGUUACAGCCCAAGGUUCCUGCUUUGGCCUGCCCUACCGCUGCCCGCCACAAGCCCAAGAGUGGGCUAGAACUGCUGCUGGAGCUGGAGAGACGUGGGUACCUCAGUGAGGGUAACCUGGAGCCCCUGUUGCAGCUGCUGCGAGUCCUGACGCGACACGACCUCCUGCCUUUGGUGUCCCGCAAGAAAAGGAGGACAGUAUCACCAGAACGUUUCAGAGUGAACUACGGGACAGAGGACAAAAGACAGGUGUGCACAUCUGGACUGACUGACCCCUGUGCACAGACAGAAUCACAUGACGAACACGCCACCCAGCAAUGGAGGGGGGGUGUUGACUCUGCCAGGCCAACACCCGCCCCCCUACGGAAGAAGAGGGGUAAAGGCCGCCGCUGGACCAGCAAGCCCACCUCCCACAGGAGAAGAACGGGAAUCCCUGAAACUCCUCCCCCACCUAUACCUGAGAAAGUGACCUGCGACAUUCGUCUGCGUGUGCGAGCAGAAUACUGGGAGCAUGAGUCGGCUCUGCGCGGCGGCGUCUCCUCGGACAAGCAGCAGCCCCUGGAACGGCAGUUUGAGCUGUUCAGUCGUGCCACCUCCGUGCUGCGCGCCCGCGACCUGGGCUCCAUCAUCUGCGACAUCAAGUUCUCUGAGCUGGACAACCUGGAGGCAUUCUGGGGGGACUAUCUGAGUGGAGCGCUGCUAGAGGCCCUGAAGGGGGUGUUCAUCACAGACUCUCUGCGGAGGGCGGCGGGGAGUGAGGGGGUCCGGCUGCUGAUUAGUGUGGACCAGGAUGACUACGAGGAGGGUCGCAGACUGCUGCUGGACGCACAGGAACAACAGGCCGGCUGCUGGGGACGAGACAGACCCAACCUGAGAAAGCUGGUUAUGGACGUUCGGCUCUGACAGACAGACAGGCAGCUGUGCGAGGUCAUGAGCCCAAGGAUAGAGGAAUGAAAAGGAGAAUAAAAUAUGAAGAGGAACAUUUUUCUUUUUUCUCUCCUUUUUAAGUCUCUCAUGCUGAGAAUAGAGGAUACAGCCACUCCUAGGUCAGGGGAAUGAAUAGUCCCCAGGGAAAACAGCCAAACUUGAAGUGAAGGCAAACUGGACUAAAAGACUUGACACACUGUUCUGUUUGGAAUUGAUAACACAAGUUGUACUGAGCCUAGAUGCCCUCACGGCACUGAGGAAGAGACUGCCUCUGAGACACACACACACACACAGACACACACACACACACACACACAGAGAGAGAGAGAGAAACUAAACUUCCGCUGUAACACACACAAACUACCACUGUAUCUAACAUACACGCUCUGUAAAAUCAUCCACAUGAUGAACCAUUAGCACUGCCUAUAAGACUCAUUGAAGCCAAGAGACAUUUCUUGCUAACAGUGACAGCCCAGAUACCAACUAGACUGUGCGCUAAUGCUGAGCAUCUCUGGUUAUGUUUGAAGAGCGUGUGAGAUGCCCUGCAAGGCGAACUUCACCCAUCUUAAUAUUAGUUUGCGUUUCCAUUGAAAUGUAUGAUUUUGAAAAGAUGAGCGAGACUGCAGCUCUCAGACACCGAGGGAGAGAGGAUGGGGAAAUUACUAAAGCAUGAGAUUAUGUUUUUACCUUUUGGGAGAGAAUUUGAAAUAGAUGGCGAAGUGAAGACUACCUGAGGACAGUGUAGUGGACAAAUUGCUGGUCCUUCGAGAACUCGUCCACACACACACACACACCAUGAUCACAAGCCACUGGUAGUCCAAUCACUGUGCCAUGCUAACCCAGGGCCUGAUAGCUGUAGUCAGUGGCCAUCUCAUCUCAGAUGAUUGGAGUGAUUACCUCUCAUCCUCAGCCAACCAUGGAGAACUCAUCACAUCACCACAAGUUGUUGAACAGCAGCUGGGAAACACACGACUAGGCUGUGCUCACCCCGGUUUCCAGCAAGGCAAGGCCACUGCCUUUCCCAUUGGAACUGAAGCACAGGACAGUGCUUCAGUCAAUAAAACUGAUGUAGAGGAGAUCAAAAUCAGAAGGAUACAUCCUAGUUCCACUCAGCCCUGACUUGUAGGCCCCACUAGUGGCUCACAGAGCGCUGUCUGUCUCUAGUCUAGUCACCCUGGUGGAACUAAUGCCUGAACUCCUCUGAGUGGGAUCAAUAACCCCCUCUGUCUCUCCACCACCACCAUGGGAGGAGAAAGAGUAAGGGGGGAGAGGUAGGAGAAGGGGAAAGAGAGGAAGAGGGAGAAGGAUCCCCACCUCCAUCCCGCCUUUCAGCUCCUGGACAGCCACCUCAUCCUCUGGAGGAUAAGUCCCCUGAUACAACCAGGCUGCCUGGUCUGCUACUACAGCACUGUGUCUGGUUCACACAGCCCUAUGGGACCAGGGAUGGAGGACUAGGGAGGCACUCAGGAAAACCUUAGUAGUGUUUUGCUUUUUCCGUGUUUUGGUAUAUGGAUUCGUUAGUGUAGCUUUGUAUUGUCCAUAAGAGAAAAUAACAAAAAUACUGUGUGUUCUAGUUCAUUAACUUAGGGUGAACUUUUGUUUAAGUAUCUGGAUAUUUUUAUUUAGGCACUGCAAAAGUGCUGUAUAUUAGUUUAAUAUAUCAGUGGAAAGUUGGAUUUAUUUCAAAUAAAAAUAAAUGAUUUAUCAAAGGUUUAUUGCGUCUAUGAUGUACCCAUGCCUUCAGAACAUAUUCACACCCCUUGACUUUUUCCAUAUUUUGUUGUUACAACCUGAAUUUUACAUGUAUUAAAUUGAGAUGUGUCACUGGCCUACACACAAUACCCCAUAAUGUCAAAGUGGGAUAAUGUUUUUACAAAUGUAUUAAAAAUUAAAAGCGGAAAUGUCUUGUCCAUAAGUAAUCUGGAUAAGAGCGUCUGCUAAAUGACUUAAAUGUAAAUGUAAUCAACCCCUUUAUUAUGGCAGACCUACAUAAGUUCAGGAGUUAAACAAUAAAAAAUAAUUAUGCAAUUGAA